Myzus persicae (green peach aphid) is the source of this 4305-nucleotide messenger RNA. RefSeq names its product protein hu-li tai shao (gene hts). The transcript has 18 exons. Gene Ontology annotation, molecular function: actin filament binding. Lineage: Eukaryota; Metazoa; Arthropoda; Insecta; Hemiptera; Aphididae. The coding region runs from base 404 to 2539 and encodes 711 amino acids. Gene Ontology annotation, cellular component: cytoskeleton; plasma membrane; postsynaptic density. The record is from RefSeq and is a predicted model, not a curated record.
GUGUGUGAGUGUGUUGCGCGUACGACCGUCGACCAGUCGACGCCGCCUCCGACAGUCCGACGUCAGUGUGCCGCCGCCGCAGUAGUAAAUCGUUGUCCUUCCCCCCGCGGAACCUCACAUUUGUUGUCUUUCGCGGUACGUUUUUAUUCCGGUCGUUUUGUCCGCGCCGCCACCGGCUCGAACGCGAAUAACAAUAUUAUGUCCUCCUGACCGAACGGACGGAAUACGACGACAUAUCCAGCGACAAAUAUUCACCAGCGCCGCGCAACACUUUUCGCGGACAAGCGGCGUGAAGCACAGCCGUCGUCGAUCGAUCCGGAUCUCACCUCCCCCUCCCACCACUACUGGGGAAGUGCUGUUCCUGCACGUCAUAAGCGGUUAAAUAAUUUUUAAUUCUAAAAAUAUGGCUGACAUAGAAGCUGAACCACCACAGAGCAAUGGAUAUGCAAAUACAAAUGAUGAUGAUGAUGAACGUGGAAAAAUGAGACCAGCAGACAUUGAUGCUGAUGUUCGAGAAAUGGAACGACGGAAAAGAGUAGAAAUGAUUAUGAAUUCCCGUUUGUUUCGCGAAGAACUGGAAAGAAUAAUUGAAGUGCAAAUGAAAGAUGGUGGUUCUGUUCCUGCUGGGCUUUUACAACAAAUUUCAGAAAUGAUGGGUGGGCGUCCAUCUGGAGGUUCUAAAUCUUCGAAUUGUGUGGUUCCAAUUAAUGAUAUUCGUGGUGUAGAAAGUAUGGGAUAUGCCAAAGGUGAAAAAAUUAUCAGAUGCAAAUUAGCAGCAGUAUUCAGAUUAAUGGAUUUAUAUGGCUGGACCCAAGGAAUCUAUAACCAAGUUUCUGCUCGAUUAAAUCAAGAAGAAGAACAUUUUUUAGUUAGCCCAUAUGGUCUAUUAUGUAACGAAGUGACAGCUUCUAGCUUAAUUAAAGUGGAUAUGCAAGGACAUGUUAUGGAACCUGGAACUACAAAUUAUGGUGUUAACAUAACUACAUUUCAACUUCACGCUGCUAUUUAUGCAGCAAGGCCCGAUUUGAAAGCUAUCAUUGAUGUACAAGUAGGACCUGUUUUGGCUGUAUCAUCAUUACGCUGUGGCUUAUUGCACAUAAGUAAAGAAAGUGCAUUGAUUGGGGAUGUCUCACACUAUGCAUACCCAGGAUCUACUGUAGAUCCAGAUGAAAAAGACAAAAUUGCUAGAAGCUUAGGGCCUAUUAAUAAGGUUAUUUUUUUCACUAAUCAUGGUGCAGUUUGUUGUGGUGAAUCAAUAGAAGAAGCAUUUUACAAUGCAUAUAAUAUUGUAACAGCUUGUGAAACACAGCUGAAAGUAUUACCUGCGGGAUUAGAUAACAUCAUGACAAUGACUGAUGAACAAUGCAAAUUCAUUUAUGAUGCUGCUAGGUUUCCACCAGAAGGUACUGUACCUUCCCCAUUACCUGCAGGAGGAGCUGUUGCAGAUAAACGCUGGAGAGUUGGAGGUCUUCAAUUUGAAGCACUUAUGAGAAUGCUAGACAAUGCAGGUUUUCGUACAGGUUAUAUAUACCGACAACCACUUAUCAAAGGUGAACCCCCCCGCCCUCGUAAUGAUGUCGAGGUACCACCAGCAGUUUCUUCUCUUGGAUAUUUAUUAGAAGAAGAAGAGCUAUAUAAAAAUGGACAAUGGAAAAAAUAUUAUGAUGGCCGCAAAUCAACUGAUAGAACCAAAUGGUUAAAUUCACCAAAUGUGUACCAAAAAGUGGAAGUUCUUGAAACUGGGACAACAGAUCCUAAAAAAAUCACUAAGUGGGUAUCUGAAGCUUCUCCAAAUUCAAGUACGCCUUUUAAAAUAGAAGGACCUCUGCAAUUUGUUCCAAAAAAUACUAAUCCAAAAGAGUUCAAAAAACUACAGCAGCAAAUUAAAGAAAACCGAAGAGCUGAUAAAAUUACUUCAGGGCCCCAAUCCCAAAUUUUAGAUGGUGUUUCUUGGGAAGAAGCAAAAAAAUUACAAGAUGCUAACUUAAACACAAACAGCGACCAAGUUAUUUUGGUGGGUGCUGCAUCAAAAGGAAUAAUACAACGUAAUUUUCAACAUAACGCAACUGUUUAUAAGACACCUUAUGCAAAGAAUCCAUUUGAUGCUGUCACUGAUGAAGAAAUUGAAUAUUAUAAAAAUGCCGUUGAAAGGAGUACAAGUGAUAAGGAUCAAAUUAUAGAUAUUAAAGAACAAUUGGAUAGUGUUCACUUUUCACCAGCUAGGCAAACUGAAGCAUUUAUUAUUAGUGAAACUGAAGAUGAUAGUAGAGCAGAAGCCAGAGUGUUGCAAGUAGAAAGAAAAUCUGUGCUGAAACCCGACCAAGCUGAAUUUGUUCUAAGUGAAGGAGAAAAUACAUACAAUGGUGACCAGUCAGAUGCUCAUCAAAGCACAUUUUCAAGUAGUAAAGAGGGAUCACCCACUAAAGAAAUGUCCACCGAGGAUUCUUCACACAAGGACAAGAAAAAGAAGAAGAAAGGAAUUAGAACCCCAUCGUUCCUUAAAAAGAAAAAAGAAAAAAAGAAGAGUAUUCCAGCCUAAAAACUAUAAUAUGCAGAUAAACGCUUUGGCGAACACAGCUUUGGUCAACCAGCACUAUAAAUAGUCUGUAGCUCAUUUAGUCAUUCAAUCAUCUUUUAAUCAUUUUGGACUCGACGGACUAAACCAUUUCAAUUUUGACAUCUGUGUCUAUUCAUUUUCGUUAAGUUAAUAGAUAUUUAUUUAAUAAAGUGCAUUAGACUUAUGCAAUUAGUAGCUAGAAAAUAAGAGUAAUCCUAUUUAUUUUUUAAUAUCAUACGUAGAUUUGGCCCUAUUCAACAAAUUAAUCUAUUAUUAUGAUAAAUAUAUUUUUUUUUUUAGCUUGUGAAAUUAUUGUUACCAAAUUUGAAACUUUUUUUUUACAUUUAUUUCUAUAUUUAUAUAAAUUAUAUAGAUAAGCUUGAGAGUAAUUUGAAAAUACUCAGGAAAUACAAUUUACCAAUACACAAUUACAUGUUUUCAAUUUUAAUUUCAAACAACUUAUCUAUACAGUAUGUCCAGGUGACAAAUUUUAUUUUUAACAUCUUAAACUAUUUGUUUUUUUUCCUGUAAGUAUUCUAGUUCUUCAGUAUUAAUUUAUGUCCAAUUUAUGAAUGACUGUGGGAACAGAUUACUGAGAGUUAUUAUUAGCUAAUAUGUUACAUAAAAAUUGUAAUUCAAUUUUGGUCAGUUAAUUUUAAAACUAAUUAUUAAACUACGGGUCAAACUAAGAUCAAUAGAUGUCAAAUUUGUCAAAAAAAAAAUCAGUUCUUUUUAUAUGUGAGUAUGUAUUUUAAUGCUAUAUAUUAUAGUAUUGUACUAUGAACAUUUUUCCUAAAAGCAUAUUAUCGUAAUUAUUGCAUCUUGUACUUUUUGUACAUUUUUAACCACAACAUUAUUUGUCAUUCUCUUCAGCUUAUAAAAUUUUAAAAUGUAUAGUUUUUUUUUUACUAGAAUUGUUUUUGAAAAGAUAAACUAUGCAUUUAAAUUUAUUUUUGUAACAUGGCUGCUAAUACGGUAUUUGAAACUCGUAUAUAUAAAUAAUUAUUUGUUUGUGAUAAAAUAUAUAUAUACAUAUAUAUUAAAACUACAUUAACCGUUCAUGUGAUUAUGAAAUUUACAUUGUGCAUAAGAUAAACUAAGAAAAAUGUUGGUGCGAGUAGAUUAGACAAUAUUAUGCACUUCAAUUUAGUUUUAUCUUAUAAAAUUGUCUGUUGCCAUUCAUCCUUGUCUGUUUGUAUCCAAAUCAUACUUUAAAAGGGGAAUACUAAAUAUAUAUAUAUUUAUAUGAACAUUCAGACCAUCUAUUUAUUUUAUUGUAAUGUACAUCACUUAGAUUGUAAUUUUAUGACCAUUGGCAUUAAUUGCCAUUUUUUAUGUUUGUAGACAUUUAUUUGCUAUUAUUUUUAAAUAACAGCCAAAUUGUAAAAACUGCCCUAAUUAACAAAUUAUAAUCGUGAAGAAUUAAUUAUACUUUUUUAUACCUAUUUAUUUGUUACAAAGAUUUUUAAUUACUAUUUUUAUUUACAAAAUAUAUAAAUAUAUAUUCUCGGUAGUGAUAUGUAAAAUCAUAUUAAUUAUAGAUAUAUCAAAAUGUUAUUUAUAACGUUUAUUUCAUUAUCUAGUUCAAUAAUGAAGUCUACAAAUAAUUACAAUCGGAAUAUACAUUUAUAUAUUUAUAUACACUCGUAUAAACGCCACAUAACUUUUUUAUUAUUUUCGUUACUUUUUUGCACAACAAUUGAAACCUUAAACAUUUGUCCGUAAUAAUUGUUUUGCGAGGCUUAGAG